Molecule: messenger RNA, 2967 nt
Organism: Drosophila elegans
Lineage: Eukaryota; Metazoa; Arthropoda; Insecta; Diptera; Drosophilidae
Product: glutathione hydrolase 1 proenzyme
Exons: 4
Coding region: 93-1868 (591 amino acids)
Biological process (GO): glutathione catabolic process
Cellular component (GO): plasma membrane
Molecular function (GO): glutathione gamma-glutamate hydrolase
Source: RefSeq, a predicted model, not a curated record
GCCAGCUGUUUAUUUUGAAAUGAAAAGGAUAUUUCUAUUGCCCAUUCUUGAUUGAUGAUGGGUUGAAAUAAAUAGAAACAUAUCCGCUCGAGAUGUACUCAAGGAUAGGUGUGAAUAGCUUGGUAUCAGUGGUGAUUGUCGUCCUGGUGGCUGUCUAUUGGUGCCGUCUUCCAGGAGGAAGUGGUACAAGGAAGGCGGCCAGGAGGCCGCCCAAUCCGGAGGAUCCACUGCCGCCCUCCAAUUCACCGCUGCACCAGUUCUCCCGGGCGGCCAUUUGCUCCGACAGCGAUGUGUGCAGCCAGUCGGCCAGGAGAGUCCUGGAAAAGGGGGGCAGUGCCGUGGACGCGGCCCUGGCUGCCCUGCUUUGCAACGGACUCAUCGGGAUGCAGAGCAUGGGCAUCGGCGGCGGCAUGGUGAUGAAUGUCUACCUGCACCAGGAGCGCAAGUCCUACAGCAUCCUGGCUCGGGAAAUAGCUCCACUUGGGCUGCGGGCGGAGAACUUCUCAGCCUUCCGCGACGAGCAGGAGUUCAAGCGGUCGGGCUGGUCUAUCGCCGUGCCCGCCGAACUGGCCGGAUACGCCGAGGCCCACCAGAGGUUCGGCCGACUACCUUGGCACGAGCUGGUGCGACCCACGCUGAAGCUGUGUCGCCGUGGCUACCAGCUGUACAAGCACCAGCACGAUGCCCUUGUCCUCAACCAGGACAUGGUCAAGGCCGAUCCCGGCCUGCGGCGGAUGUUUAUCGACCCCCAGUCCGGGCAGUUCUGGCCCCUGGGCCACCUCAUCCGGCCGUCGCCUCAAUUGUGCAGCACCUAUGAUCGGCUGGCCAGGGAAGGACCCUACAGCUUCUACAACGGAUCGAUGGCCGACGACCUGCUGGCCGAUCUGAAGGACCUGGGCAGCGCCAUCGGCAGGGAAGACCUCAACCGGGCCCAUGCCAAGAUGAGCAGGGCGACUGUGAUGCCGCUCGACGAGUAUGAUCUUCACCUCACUCCUCCGCCAGGAAGUGGCCACGUCCUGGGCUUCAUAAUGAACAUUUUGCGCCAGUUCCGAGCAGACUUCGCACGGCACCGAACCAUGGGUGUCCGGGAGAUUCAUCUGAUGGUUGAGGCCAUGAAGUUUGGCUUCGUCAAGCGCUGGCAGCUGGACGAAGCAGCCAACGAGGAGCUCCUGGCGCGUCUCAUCAGCCACGAAUUUGCGAACUCUGUAGCCCAGCAAAUCGAUGAAUCGCAGACCUUCAACAGCUCUGAGCGUUAUGGUGCUUCGUCUGGGAUACGGAUUCGGGAUGAGCACGGCACUGCGCACACUUCAGUACUGUUUGAGAACGAUGCCGUCUCUGUCACCAGCUCCAUUAACUUCUAUUUUGGUAGCGGACGCACGGGAAGGCGCACCGGUGUGAUCUUCAACAACGCCAUGUCGGACUUCUCCAUGGAGCAGCUUAAGAACUACUUUGACCUGCCAUUCGUCGCCGGCACAAAUGGCGUAGCUCCCUCCGCCCGGCCCAUGUCAUCGAUGAGUCCGGUCAUCGUCACGAGUCGCUCCUCUGGCAAAGUUCGUCUGGUUGUGGGUGCUGCUGGCGGCACCAAAAUAAUCUCCUCCCUUUUCCCGCUGCUCGUGCGAAUCCUGUGGCAGAACGCGCACAUUAAGGAGGCCAUCGAUGCCAGUCGUAUCCAUCACCAAAUGCUGCCCAACGUGCUGCUCUUCGAGUACGGACUGCUGCAGAGCCACGUAAAGAGCCUGCAGGACAAGGGACAUCAGUGCGAGCGCUAUGAACAGCGCGGCUCCGUCAUCUGCGGCAUUGCUCAGCAGAAUGGCUCCAUUUGGGUGAACUCUGACUUCCGCAAGCCAGGUGGAGUAAGUGGGUUUUGAGAAGGCCCAAUUAGUGUCGUAAAUUCUACAAAACUUGUAUCUCAAUCUCAAUUUUAAUAGCCAACCAGGUCACAUAUUAGUUCCUUUUAGUAGGCUUAUUAAGGCGAUAAAGUAGGUAUAAAUCGAUUUUAGUCUUGCUUUUUUUCGCCUUGGUAAACCGUCUUCUCUCAAGCAAUCACAAUUUUGCAAUGUUAGUUAUAUCAGAACUCUGAAUAAUUUACUACUUUUGUAAUGAACAAGAUAUUGCUUUGAAAAAUACGCUUUGCCAGCACAACGAAAAGUAUAUUUUUACAGUUGAAAAUCUGAUAAAAUAUUUAGUAGUGUUACUUUUUUUUAAACAUUUAGUGUCAUUUUUUUUAUUCCUACGCACAAAAUAAUGAAAUAUUUUUGUCACUAAUUAUAGAUUAGAUAUUCAAUCUAACAUUUUUUCAAUGCUAUUGAAUUACUUACUUUUAUUUAUGCAAACUGAAAAACCAUUCCUAAGGUUCGCAAGCACAACUCUGGAAUAUAUACCAAAAAUUUAAAAAUUGAACCUAAAACGGUACUUUACACAGUAUUAUAUAAAGUUUUUGAUUUUCUAUCAAAAAUGCAUGCCAAUUAGAAUGCCAUUUCUUUUUCUGAAGGGUUUCCAAAGCAAACGUGCCGAGUAAAAAUCCUUCACAGCUCAAAGAUACUUGAAUUUUGUAAGCGUUAAUAUUCCAUUAAAUAUUUGCCUAAAAUUAACGAAAAAUUCCCAAUGAAUUGCUUAAAAAUGUCCAUCGUGCUGCUCAAGACUAUAGCAAAUUUGUUAGGAAUAAUGUUAUUAGGCACAACAAACUUAUUUAAUAGUUUUUUGGACAAUAGAUGCAACAAAUAGUUUGAUUAACAAUGCUCAACUAGAGGGAUGAAACCAAAUAAUUUUGUAGAAGCCAUAAGUUUAUAUGCAAAUGUAAAUAGUGGUAUCAUAAGUGAAUGAUUUAUUUUAAUUUUGUUAUCGGUUACCAAAAUAAUUUAAGUAAUAUUAAAAAUUAAAGUAAUAGCCUAGCUGAAAACUCCCCUAAACAGACGUGUAAAAAUGUUCCCUGUUGCGGUGGCAACAAAUAAAGAGCGUUAUGUAUAA